UUUAUACUGGAUUGUGGAAGAUUUAUUAAAGCACAUAGAGUUGUAUUAGCAAGUGGUAGUGUUUAUUUUGAUAAAAUGUUAAGAGGUGGUUGGAUAGAAGGUACAAAUAAGAUUAUUAAAUUAAGUAAUUGGAAUUAUGAAACUUUUAGAUCUAUACUAUAUUAUAUUUAUACUAAUAAAUUAAAAUUUAUAUCAAUAGUGAAAUGA
Molecule: messenger RNA, 207 nt
Organism: Rhizophagus irregularis DAOM 181602=DAOM 197198
Lineage: Eukaryota; Fungi; Glomeromycota; Glomeromycetes; Glomerales; Glomeraceae
Source: RefSeq, a predicted model, not a curated record